Oenanthe melanoleuca is the source of this 1395-nucleotide messenger RNA. RefSeq names its product lysozyme (gene LYZ). The coding region runs from base 107 to 559 and encodes 150 amino acids. NCBI's taxonomy places the organism in Eukaryota, Metazoa, Chordata, Aves, Passeriformes, Muscicapidae. Gene Ontology annotation, molecular function: lysozyme activity. The record is from RefSeq and is a predicted model, not a curated record. The transcript is spliced from 4 exons.
CCAGCUGAUCCUCCUCCUGGGAGCAGGAAUAAAAGGCUGGCACUGCUGGCAGUCCUGGCAGGCAGCAGCUCCAGUUGCUCUGGCACAUCUUGCUGUGGACUGCGAGAUGGGAAGGUCAAUGCUCUUCCUUGGCUUCCUUCUUGCUCUCCUUGGCCUGGCUCUGCCAGGCACCCAGGGAAAGAUAAUUUCCAGGUGUGAGAUGGUGAGGAUCCUGCGUAGGAAUGGCUUUCAGGGCUUUGAGGGCACAACUGUUGCUGACUGGAUGUGCCUGGUGAAACAUGAGAGUGAUUAUAACACGAGCGCAUACAAUGACAACGGCCCAAGCAGGGACUAUGGAAUCUUUCAGAUCAACAGCAAGUACUGGUGCAAUGAUGGCAGGACUGCUGGGGCCACCAAUGGCUGCCACAUCAGCUGCUCCAAGCUGCGGGAUGAUAACAUUGAGGAUGAUAUUCGGUGUGCCAAGAAGAUUGCUCGGGAGGCUCAUGGCCUCAGUCCCUGGAAUGGCUGGAAAAACCAUUGCCGGGGCAGAGACCUGAGUUCCUAUGUCAGAGGUUGCUAAAUGGCUCCACAGGUGUUGAUCAUUUCCUCAGGAUCACCAGAGAUGGAGAAUGACACCUUGGGAGAGGAGGCCAGGGAAAGGGCUGGGUGUGGGAAUUAAAAGCAGUAUAUUAUUAACACACAGUGGUUUUAGUGGCUACUGCUGCAAUGCAAACAGAGAACUCACAGCUUGUAGCUUAACUUAAUAAAAACAAGGCUUAGCAACAGGCCCUACAGGUGGAGUUUUAGCCUUUAUUUACUUGCAUGAUUUUGUUGCCCUGACUAACAGGGUUUAGCAAUAUUUAGGGAUUCUCUCUCUUUUGGUAUUUUUCUCUGUUCUCCUUCACCCCUCCUUUCAUCCUCUUCUUCCUCCCCUUUAUUUUUUUGCCAAUCCUUACUGGAGUGUCUGUAGUGAGAAAACACAAAAAUUUAAUGAACACUGGGUAAGAUGUGCAGAAUUAUGUUGCUUUAUGACUGGGACAUUGAUGGAGGUGGGGACAGAGAGAGAUAAAGAUGCUGGAACAUGACAUUGCUCCUAAAUUUAUCUGAGCAUCUGCUCCUGGCUGGUAUGAGGGAUAGGGCACCAAGACAUUGGGCAUCUGGCCUGAGUGAAUAAUUAUUCUUUUAGGAAGCCAAGCAAACACAGCAGGCAGCAUCUCUGUGAUGAAACUAUAGGUUGGAAAGGGAAAUGUUUUGCUGUUUAGUUUACAAGUCCUUUUUCCAAAGCUGAAUUCAGAAACAGUGCAUGAAUGCAAGGUGAUAACUCUGUAAAAACACGUUGGAUUCUUCAUGUGCUUCCUGCUGCUGCUAGGGGAGCAGUGACUUCUUUGGUGCUUCUGCAAUAAAAGGAUGCUUAAA